Durusdinium trenchii is the source of this 1221-nucleotide messenger RNA. NCBI's taxonomy places the organism in Eukaryota, Dinophyceae, Suessiales, Symbiodiniaceae. The record is from the annotation of a GenBank genome assembly.
AUGAUGGCCGUGUGGCUGUGGAAGUACCAGCAAAAGCCCAAACUUCUGGCCUUGAUGGACCAGCAUUUGCCACCAUCGGAUUCAGCGCAGCUGAGGAACAACCUCAAGGACCACAUCACCUACCGGGAUACCUUUGGUGGACGACCCUUUACGAAGGAAGCCCUGCAGAAGAACAUCAAGGUCCCUGACGGACAGCCAUGGAUUGCAUGCUUGGACCCACGAAGCCAGAAAGCAGCGACCUUCGUUUCUGAGUUCCUGUUUGGGCAAUCCUAUGAUGCAAUGGUGAAACAGGCUGUACGUCACAGCCAAAGCCUUGAGGAGGUGCUGGAACACGCCAACAUUCACAAAACAUGGCAGGAGAUCGUGGCUUCUGGAACCGAGCAGGCAGUCAUGGAUGUGGACUUGGAUGGAUCAGGCCGCAGCAUGGAUGCCUUGUCCAACUUCGUGGAGGUGGAAGCUUUGUCGAAGCUCCAGAUGCCCGAACAUUCAAGCCAAAGGCAAACAGUUGAAAACGCUGUGGAGCUCUCGCGACGCAUGGUGAAGUCCCAGAUCCAGACGGUGGAUGGCAGCCAGUCGCUGGAGAAGUUGGCCAAGCUGCUGUUUAGGAUGGAUGUGAUGAAGUUGAGGGGCGGCACUGACCACUCCUUCCUUGUCCUGUAUGGCAUCGAAGCGGCCGGUGAACACGAGAAAGAUUCCCGGCGGUCCCCGACCCCUGCUAGAAGAGACCACCAGGAGAAGAUCAUGAGAGCCAUCUUCUGCAGCCGCGGAGAGGAGCUGCUGAACUUCGACGACAGCGACAAACUCGUGCCCGCUCUUUGUCUGGAUCUUCAGUUGAGCGUGGAGUUUCUGGGCGUUGUCAAGAUGUUCCUGGCCUGGAGCCUAUGGACUGGUCCAUCCUGCUACUCUGCAAAGCAUGAGACUUGGUACCAAGACAACGCGAGCAAGACCCUCUUCAAGAUGAUGUGCCAGGCCAAAUCUCGACACUACCAACCGGAGUUGGCCAAAGCCAUCAAGGAUACCAAGAAAAAUGAUGAAGAGGCGGAGGGUCAGCCGGCUCCUAAGAAGAAGCCUCGCGGUGGUGGUAGCAGCAGUGCUCUCAAGAAGAAGCGCAAGAGCCGUGGCAAAGGGAAGAAGGGCCGUGGCAAAGGCAAAGAGAUCGAUGAUGGCAGCAUUGAGGAGGGCAACUCGGAUGAUGAUGAGGAGGAGGAGGAUUCCGUGUAG